Saprolegnia parasitica CBS 223.65 is the source of this 319-nucleotide messenger RNA. The record is from the annotation of a RefSeq genome assembly. NCBI's taxonomy places the organism in Eukaryota, Oomycota, Saprolegniomycetes, Saprolegniales, Saprolegniaceae.
AUGCGAACAGCGUACGGCAGCGAGAACGAAGAGACAAACCGGUUCCUUGCAGGCCCGACGCGCGUCGUGCUCGCGGCCAAGCCCAAGAAGAAGUCGUCCAAGGCGCGCCGUGUCGCGGCCGCGGUCGGCGUCACCUUCAUGGUCGCCUGCGCCGUCGGCGCGUACGCCACGCUUGGUACGUCCCAAGCGGGGUCGCAGGCCAUCCAGCAGUCAAGCCUCGAGGCGACGAGUGCGAUUGAAGCACACCUGGACAGCACGAGCUCAAACAACGGAAGUAUCAACAGUGUCGAGACGUCACUGCGCACAACGCUGCAAAUGA